Molecule: messenger RNA, 684 nt
Organism: Vicia faba (fava bean)
Lineage: Eukaryota; Viridiplantae; Streptophyta; Magnoliopsida; Fabales; Fabaceae
Source: the annotation of a GenBank genome assembly
AUGUAUAGUUUCAAGGUGAAGACUUGCUCAAGGGGUUACUCUCAUGAUUGGACUCACUGUCCAUUUGUUCAUCCAUGUGAGAAUGCUAGAAGGAGGGAUCCAAAGAAGUACCUUUAUAGUUGUGUUUCGUGCCCCGAGUUUCGUAAAGAGACAUGCCACAACAAAGAUGCGUGCGAGUAUUCACAUGGUGUUUUUGAGUCCUUUCUCUGUCCUUUACAAUACAGUACAAGGCUUUGUAAAGAUGAGAUAAGAUGUUCUAGAAAAGUGUGUUUCUUUGCACAUAAACAUGAAGAGUUGAGGCCUUUGUAUGCUUCUACUGGUUCAACUAUGCCUUCAAAAGAGUCAUUACCAACUUCAAAUGUUUCAACUCCACUUAUGUUUCCAUUAAUAGUUGCUUCAACUCCCAACAGUGUAACCUUGUGGCAGAAUGAAAUUAGCCUUACUCCACCUUCUUUCAGUGGUGAAUUCAAGAUCUUCAGCAUUUUCAACAUGAAGCCAAAGUUUUAUGGACCGCAGUAUGUUGAAGGCCUUCUAGCAGUGGUGGCAACUUGCAAUGACUUACGUGAGCUUCGAGUUUUUACUGUGGAUGUGAGGGAGGAAGCUGAAGGUCCUGUUUCUCAGGUUGGCUUAGAAGCCAUUUCACGAGGUUGUAGAAAAUUUGAAUCGAAAUUGUUUUUCUGUUAG